Aricia agestis (brown argus) is the source of this 1877-nucleotide messenger RNA. It is a transcript of the gene FMO1, whose product is annotated as senecionine N-oxygenase-like. NCBI's taxonomy places the organism in Eukaryota, Metazoa, Arthropoda, Insecta, Lepidoptera, Lycaenidae. Gene Ontology annotation, molecular function: N,N-dimethylaniline monooxygenase activity; flavin adenine dinucleotide binding; NADP binding. Bases 77 to 1435 code for a protein of 452 amino acids. The transcript is spliced from 8 exons. The record is from RefSeq and is a predicted model, not a curated record.
CCCAGACAAACAUUUCUGCCUCAUACUCGGCACAGCACAACCGCUCACUUGGCUCUAGUAUCGCAAUAUUAUUAUUAUGUAUAACUUCCUCUGGCUAACAUUUCUGUGUCUGAGUCCCUUUCUGGAAUAUGCAGUUGGACUUGCCUUGCCAGACUCCCGGACGUGCGUGAUCGGCGCGGGGUACUCCGGUCUGGCGGCGGCGCGCUACCUCAAGCAGUAUGGCGUCAACUUUACAGUCUUCGAGGCGUCCCGCCACUUCGGUGGGACCUGGCGUUUCGACCCCCACGUGGGCACGGACGAGGACGGCAUACCGGUGUUCACCAGCAUGUACAAGAACCUUAGAACCAACACACCACGGAUGACGAUGGAGUACGGAGGGUAUCCCUUCCCUGAGGGUACUCCCUCGUAUCCUACAGGAACCUGCUUCUACAAAUACUUGAAGUCGUUCGUGAAACAUUUCGGUUUCGAAGAAAACAUACAGUUCCGCAGUUACGUAAUGUCGGUGAAAUGGGCCAAUCGGCACUGGGAGCUGACGUACAUGAACACGGCCGAUAGGGCCAACUACACCGUGCCGUGCGACUUCGUCAUCGUCGCCAGCGGACAGUACAUCAAGCCGAAGAUGGCCAGCUUCCCGGGAAUGGAUACUUUCAGAGGCAAAAUCAUCCACAGUCACGAUUAUAGGGAUCCAGCCCAUUACGAGGGACGAAGGGUUCUUCUCCUAGGUUCCGGAGCUUCCGGUCUCGACCUGGCCAUGCACCUGAGCAACGUCACAGCCAAACUCGUCCACAGUCACCACAGGAAGUACAACGAACCCUACUUCAGCGACAGAUACGUCAAGAAGCCUGAUAUAAAGGAGUUCACUCCGAAUGGCGUGAUCUUCGAAGAUGGCACGUUCGAGGAGAUCGAUGAUGCUAUAUUUUGUACUGGUUACUUUUACAGCCACCCGUUCGUAGACAAGAGCUCGGGUUUGACGUUGUCGGGCAAGUUCGUGCUGCCUCUGUACCGCCACAUCGUCAACAUCAGACACCCCAGCAUGACCUUCCUGGGUGUCGUUAAUGUUGUUAUAACGAGGACUAUGGAUGCUCAGGCGGAGUACGUAGCCUCUCUGAUCGCGGGCAAAUUCAAGUUGCCAUCACAGGAGGACAUGCUGAGGAGCUGGCUGGACCACGUCCACACUCUGCAGGCCAACAACAAGAAGAUCGUCGACGUCAACACUGUUGGUGACGACAUGGAUAACUACUUCGCGAACCUAACAGCGGAGGCGGGUGUGGCCCGCGUGCCGCCUAUAUACAAGGAGAUCAGGGACUUCAACGCCGUCAACAGACUGGACGACCUGCUCAACUACAGAGACUACGACUAUGAAGUACUCAGUCAGCACGACUACAAGCGGUCCUACAUGGGACAGAGGAGUUUACAAUGUCCUCUCGAGAUUUAGGUUUAUAUAGUACUCGCCAGUAAUUAAAAAUCGAAAUAUUAUGUAAAAAUUGCAGAUGGUAGCAAACAGUGGCGUAGCUUGCCUCCGGGCGCCUCGUAGCAAAAAAUUUUUGAGUAGCAGAAAUCUUGUUGAAAUCUUUUCUAACACGUUUGGGGACCCUAUGUAUUUCGUGGGAUAUAAAUGUCGAUACGAUAGAAGGAGCUCAGAAAUUGCAAGUGAGUUAAUUUUGGGACUGCAAUAUAAUAAUUACUAUGAAAUAAUUCUAAUAUCAGAUUACGAACAAAAUCAAAAAUAUAUCUACUUUAAGCUUUAAAUAAUAAUUAAUUAAUGUAUUUAAUACUUAAUAAUAAAUGUUACCAAUAGUAUAUUAUGCCAGUGUCCAUAGAAUAAACGUAGACGGUAGAAUAAUAAAUUUAUGCAAAUAAAACUACGUAUAACAUAA